Molecule: messenger RNA, 2120 nt
Organism: Nomascus leucogenys (northern white-cheeked gibbon)
Lineage: Eukaryota; Metazoa; Chordata; Mammalia; Primates; Hylobatidae
Gene: CNRIP1
Product: cannabinoid receptor interacting protein 1
Biological process (GO): negative regulation of signaling receptor activity
Cellular component (GO): plasma membrane
Molecular function (GO): type 1 cannabinoid receptor binding
Source: RefSeq, a predicted model, not a curated record
UCAGCCUCCUCCCGCCUGGCUGGCGCCGGAUCCGCGAGCAGCAGUGUCCACCUCAACGUAGUUGGCCGAGGCGGUAUCCAGAUUCUGGGGGUCUCGCUCCUUGGCAUAGUGGUCGCUUAACUCCAGCGCCUUCCCAGUGCCUCCCAAGCCUCUCCUCCUCCUGCCCGGGGCUGUUAUAGGAGGAGCCUAAAUGUCCGCUUCCCCAGCUGAAGGGGAUUGUGGUGCGUAAACAGGAUUAACUCCCUCGCCCCCAGCUGCGCGGAUGUGCGCGGCGGCCUGCGGGCCAGAGCGAGCCUUCGGGUGCGCGGAGGGCGCCGCACUGGAGCGGGGGAUGGGGAAGCGCGCGGCCUUGGAGCCGUUUCUUGGGCCCGCUUCCUCGCCGAGUGGGGAGGGGGGCCACAGCCUAAGGAGCUGCUCCUCAAAAGCCCGGGCGGACGGCGGCGACGGCGCGGGUUCCUAGCGGCAGCCUCAGCUCCACCACCUCCCUCACCCUCCCCGCGCUUCCUCUCCGCCCCUCGCGCUCCAGCCACUCGGCCGCAGCCCGCGCUGUCCUCCGCCCCCCGGAGCCGCCGCGCCAGACCCUCGCCCAGACAUGGGGGACCUGCCGGGCCUCGUGCGCCUCUCCAUCGCGCUGCGCAUCCAGCCCAAUGACGGCCCGGUCUUUUACAAGGUGGACGGGCAGCGCUUCGGCCAGAACCGCACCAUCAAGCUGCUCACCGGCUCCUCCUACAAGGUUGAGGUGAAGAUUAAGCCCAGCACGCUGCAGGUCGAGAAUAUUUCCAUUGGCGGUGUUCUUGUCCCACUGGAACUGAAAUCUAAAGAGCCUGAUGGGGACAGAGUUGUUUAUACGGGUACAUAUGACACAGAAGGUGUGACCCCAACCAAGAGUGGAGAACGGCAACCCAUCCAGAUCACCAUGCCGGAGUGCCUGGAACAACAACCCCAAGAGAUCUCUCUUACAUGUGAAUGUGAAGAAUAAGCACAUUCUUCAAUGUGUGCCAUCAUGAGGAACAAAUGUUCUUUUUUUUUUUUUUUCCAAAUUAUUUGCUUUGCAUUCUAGGGGAGGGCUUCUCAAAGGCCAUCAGAAUUAUUGGGGAUGCUUGUUAAAAUGUAGAUUCCUAAACUCUACCUUUUUAGACCUGUUAAAUUGAGCAAACUCUCUGAGAGUAAAUCCAAAGCAUCUCCAUUUUAUUAAGCACUUUAGGUGAUUCUUAUCAUAUUAAAGUUUGGAAAACACUACCCUAGGGUUUACUCACUGUACCCCUUCUUAUUAAAGUUCAGUUAUUCAUUCAAUAAGCAUUCAUGUGCCAGGUCCCCUGGGGGCAGGAGAUGGCAAUAGGAGUGUGAUAAGUAAUCAAGUUGCUUACAGCCAAAUAAUUACAAUAAAAUGAGGCAAGUGCUAUACUAGAAAAAAUACAAAAUACAUUAAAGCAUAGAGGAGGAGUCUGUGGGAAUUGGAGGCAGCUUCAUAGAUGAUAUUUGAGCUGCUUUCAGGCACAGAGAAGGUACUGCAGGGUAUUGGCAUGUGAAAAUAGAUGAUCCGCUCUGGAAGAAGAAACUCUGUGUGGCUGGAGCAUAGGGAAGAGAGAGGCAUGGGCUGGGGCGAGGCUAUGAGGAGCCUUCUACACAUGCUGAGCAGUUUAAGUUUAGUUCUACAGAAAGUGGGAACCAGAGGAAGUUUUUAAAUAUUAAAUGAUAGAAUGAUAUUUGAGUUAUGAAGCAAUAUUCCUGGAGGCAGUUUGGAGGCAGGAGAUAAGAACAGAGUCUUCUGCAGUGGCGAGGGGUGAGGAAGCUAAAUGAGGAUGAUGGCAGCUGGGGUCUCUGAGGUGGAGUAACAGACGAUGAGAUUACAGGAGGGAAGGAGGAGGUGGGAAGCUGACCAUGUCUGAUAAAGGCUAGUCUGAGUCAAGAACCUCAUCCAGGGAAGGCAUUUUCAAUAGCCAGAUAACUCUUCCAGCUCAGAAUCUGAAAGCAGACCUGAUACUUGAGCUUAUGAGCAAAUCCUAGUGUCUGGGCCCAUUAGCAAUAGUUUCUACUGUGCUAGAGAAUAAGUUUAAAGAUAUUUGUUAAGUGAAAAACAUCACCCAUAAAUAUAUGAUUAAAUGAUUCCAUUUAUGUUU